AUGCGUAUAUUUCUUAAAUUACCAGAUGAAUUAUUGGUCCAAAUCAUCAAAUAUAUUAAUGAUAAUUCGAAAAUUGAAGAAUUAAUAUCAAUCCCAACAUUACAGAAAUAUGCUUUACAAGCAAGGUAUUAUAAAUAUCAACUUGUUGAAUGGGAUCCAGAUUCUGAUGGAACAAUGCAUAGUAUGAAAUUGUUAUACGAGAUUUACAAUUUUAGACCUUCAAGAAUAAAACUAGAAGUAGAUCAAUUACAUGAAUUAUUGAAGCUAGAAGAACCUUCGGAUUCACGAAAAGAAUUUUCAUUUAAUAUUGAAAAUAUGAAUGAAUAUCGUCAUGCCGAAUUUGAAAUAGUUAUCACAGAUUAUAUGGAUGUCGAUUUGGAGCUGAUUUUGAAAACACUCAAUGUUGUGGGGGUUCAUUUGUUGAAAGAAGAACCGUCUUCAAUGACCGACAGUGAUUCUGAUCUCGAAAUUGAGCCUUUAUCAUUUCAAAAUUAUUUGCAAACGAUUCAAUUAAGCAAGAUAAAAUUAUUGAAAAUAGAAUUUAGCUUUGAUUUCGUGAACAAAUUUCCUACAUCAUUAAAAGAAUUGAAAAUAAAUCUUGAUCAUAGAAAAGUUGAUUUAAAUUUAAGUGAACUACAAUGUCUUGAAUAUUUUACUUGUGAGAGUUUGCUAGGGGUGGAGUCGUUGGAUGCUCUUCAAUUAUCUAAAACAACCAAAUCCAUCGAACUUAUCAAUUGUGAAUUUAAAACUUUGGGAAAUAUGAGAGCUUACAACUUUUUGAGGCACAUAAAAAUUCGUUGUUGUCGAUAUUUAUUUCCAGUCAUCAAAAGUUUCUACCCAGAGUCAUUGGAAACCUUGAUGUUAUGGCCGACUUUCAAUCGAUACAAGAUCAGACAAUUACAUGAAUCUGUAAAACAAGGAGUAAACACAGAAUUCGAAUUAUCAGACUUUUCAAGGGAUGGUAACUCAUUUCUCCUUGGAUCCAAUUUUAAACUUUCCUCGAAUACAAAAUUUUUGAGGAUUAAUGGAAAUCCUGGUAUUAUUGUGUUGGGGAGUAACCUUUGCUUAAAAUCCCUCCAACAUUUGGAGCUUUAUAAAAUUCGGAACCUUGAUUUGAAUGAUCUUUUUGCAUCAUUACCAGAAAAUAUGAUAAGACUCCAAAUUAACUCUUGUCUAAUAUCAAAAGUUGAUAUCCGCUUAAAUCCUCCUAACAUAAGACAUAUGGAAUUUACAUACAACAAAUUAUCGAAUAUUUUUCAAAUAAAUCUAAUGCAGUUAAGAAGUAUAGAUCAUUUAAGGGUUUUAGGAAACAUAUUAAUUGCACCUGACUAUAAUGAGGAAAUAUUCGAUCCAUCCUGGUUAUUUUUAAAUGAGCUUAAUGUUUUUAAAAGAACCAGCGAAUGCUCAAUUAAAAAAAGGAAAGUAUGUGGAAUGACUAAAACACUGCAAAUUGAUUUAGCUAGUAUUACACUUUUGGAUUUAACAAAAUCCUUUCCAUCAGGGUAUUCUUUAGCUAAUUUUUCGAAUGACACACUUCCACCUCCUUCUCAGAUUUGUGUUAGCGGCUGCACAGCUUUAAAGGUUUUGAAUUUGUCGGGAUUGGGUAUUCAAGUGUUGGAUUUGAACAAAUUUCCUUGUUCUUUGGUUUCUUUGACAAUUACGAAAUUAGAAUUAUUACAGAUAAAAGGUUACUUUGGUAUGUUAAAUCGAUUAAAACUUUUAAAUCUUGAUCACAACGAAAUAACAUAUUCAAUGUUGGUCGCUCAAAAAUUUCCAUCGACUUUGAAAACUUUAGAUUUGUCUGGAAACAAGAUCGAAGAUUUGACUUGUUUAAAAAUAGAUAAUUGUAUCAGAUUAAGAACCCUAACAUUGGAAAAAGUGACUAAACUGCUGAUUCCAAAUGGUGCAAAUGAGUUAAAAGAGUUAUUUAUCAAAUUAGUUGGUGCUAGGCAUCCUAGCAGAGCGUUAGUAACAACGUAUGAGGGAAGGUUAGUGUUCCAUGUCGUCGAUGGGAAGGCUUUCAACGAAUAUUGA
Molecule: messenger RNA, 2034 nt
Organism: Lodderomyces pseudojiufengensis
Lineage: Eukaryota; Fungi; Ascomycota; Pichiomycetes; Serinales; Debaryomycetaceae
Exons: 1
Coding region: 1-2034 (677 amino acids)
Molecular function (GO): protein binding
Source: RefSeq, a predicted model, not a curated record